CUAAUUCUGCUUAACGCCGUUUAUAUAAAUAAUGAAGAAAUAAUUAAGUUAAUCUAACCUUUCUUCGUAAUUUCAAAACAUUCGGCAUUUAAGAAUGGAAGCAAAGGCGGAAAAAAUCGUUAUGCCUGGCGAUAUAAUAAAAGAUACACAGUUAUUAAAUAAGAAACAAAAAAUUAUAUUAGGCCCUGGUUUACGAACAGACGGUGAAACAGUAUAUGCAUGCAAAGCAGGGAUCUUGAAACAUAGAUCAAAUGUCUUUUAUGUUGAUAAUUUUCAAAAGAGAUACAUUCCUAGUCAGGGAGAGAAUGUUGUCGGAAUAGUAACACAAAAAGCAGGAGAUAUUUAUAAAGUCGAUAUAGGAGCUAGCGAGCAAGCCUCUCUUUCAUAUUUGGCUUUCGAAGGCUCCAGUAAAAAGAAUCGACCAAAUAUUCAAAUUGGAGAUAUUGUUUAUGCAAAACUUUUAGUUGCCAGUAAGGAUAUGGAACCAGAAAUUGUGUGCGUCGAUUCGUUUGGUAAAAAAGGAAAGCUGGGAGUAUUGAGCACGAAUGGAAUGUUGUUUACGUGUUCCUUGAGUCUUGUUAGGAAGAUUCUUAAGCCCAACUGUCCGUUAUUACGCUUAUUAUCCGACGAACUGAAGUAUGAAUUAGCAGUAGGAAUUAAUGGAAAAAUCUGGAUAAAAUCGAAAACAAGCGUCGAAGACACCAUCGCAGUUGCCAAUGCAAUAUUGGCAGCCGAAUACACAGUGCCAAGCGAAUUUCCACAGUUGUGCGAUAGCAUAAUGAAAUCUUUAGUUAAACUGAAAUAAGAUAUAGGUUUAAAUAAAACUCAUGUUUUACGAAUGAUUUUAUAUUUAUUGUACUAGUAUUUGUUAUGAAUUUCUGUAAAUAAAUUUCCACAGUUUUUUUCAAUGACAAGGUAUGAUUAUAGAAUCGAUCAUAGUGACAAAAUGCGGUAUGAAAGAUGUAGCAUACAUAGUGCAUUUAUAAAAAUGCAAGACUUCUUAAUGAUUGACUACUUCAACAUCGUGAAAGCAGAAUCACUUUAAGCGAUACAUUAGAGUUAUUUAUUAAAAUUACUUUUAUAACUGUCUUUCACAAUGAUAUAUAAAGUUAUGAUAUCGAAUUACAACAAUUGGAUUGUUCAAGGAAAUUUUAAGAUAUUGAAGUACCGAUUGGCUUUGUUCAAGCAUUCAAAUUUUAAAAACAAAAUUA
Molecule: messenger RNA, 1211 nt
Organism: Ceratosolen solmsi marchali
Lineage: Eukaryota; Metazoa; Arthropoda; Insecta; Hymenoptera; Agaonidae
Gene: Rrp40
Product: exosome complex component Rrp40
Exons: 2
Coding region: 95-805 (236 amino acids)
Biological process (GO): TRAMP-dependent tRNA surveillance pathway; CUT catabolic process; nuclear-transcribed mRNA catabolic process, deadenylation-dependent decay
Cellular component (GO): nuclear exosome (RNase complex); cytoplasmic exosome (RNase complex)
Molecular function (GO): RNA binding
Source: RefSeq, a predicted model, not a curated record